This is a messenger RNA of Macadamia integrifolia, 1644 nucleotides long. Its product is annotated as shikimate O-hydroxycinnamoyltransferase-like. Gene Ontology annotation, molecular function: acyltransferase activity, transferring groups other than amino-acyl groups. Lineage: Eukaryota; Viridiplantae; Streptophyta; Magnoliopsida; Proteales; Proteaceae. The transcript is spliced from 3 exons. Bases 169 to 1473 code for a protein of 434 amino acids. The record is from RefSeq and is a predicted model, not a curated record.
GAGUCUAGACCCCUAAGAUUUUUUAUUUAUUUAUUUGUUCAAAUCAGUGUAGUGCAAUCCUUAUAUAGGAGUAGAACCCUACCUCGCCAACCCAGACGUUAAACCCUUCUCCUUUCUUUUAGUCUUCAGAAACACCUCCCCCUUGUCUUCGUUACUACCGGUAGCAAAAUGAUGAUAGAAAUGAAGGAGUCAACUAUGGUUCGGCCGGCGAAGGAUACACCGCAGAGGAGGCUAUGGAAUGCCAGCCUGGAUCUACUGGUAUCGAGAAUGCAUACUCCGACCUUCUAUUUCUACAGGCCAAACGGUUCUUCAAACUUCUUCGACACCAAUGUCUUGAAAGAGGCCUUGUGCAAGGUUCUUGUGCCGUUCUACCCCAUGGCUGGGAGGUCGAGUAGAGACGAGAAUGGUCGUGACGAGAUCAACUGUAACGGCGAGGGUGUGUUGUUUGUCGAGGCUGAAACUAGUUCUGUUAUCGAUGAUUUUGUGGAUUUGCCACCGACGAUAGGGCUCAUGCGGCUUAUUCCGGCGGUUGAUGUCUCAGGCGACAUCGCUUCCUAUCCUCUCCUACUGUUGCAGGUGACACGUUUCAAGUGUGGUGGAGUCUCCCUCGGUGUGGGUUUGCAGCAUCACCUUGCGGACGGAAUGUCGGCUAUCCAUUUCAUCAACACGUGGGCUGAAGUGGCACGUGGAUUGGACAUCACCAUCCCACCAUUUAUCGACCGAACACUCCUACGCGGCAGGGACCCUCCAACUCCCGCAUUUCAUCACAUCGAGUACCAGCACCCACCAUCCAUGAAAACCCUUCUACAAACUAAAUAUUCCCAAUUGGGUACCGACACCACCACUGUUAGUUUGUUCAAGAUCAGCCUGGAAGAUCUCAACAUCCUGAAAGCCAAGUCCAAAGAGGGCAACACCGUCAAUUACAGCUCCUACGAGGUGUUGGCUGGACACGUAUGGCGCUGUGCAUGCAAAGCACGUGGCAUCCCCGAUGAUCAGGAGACCAAGUUGACCAUCGCCACCGAUGGACGGUCCAGAUUGCGGCCCCAGCUUCCACUUGGCUAUUUCGGCAAUGUCGUUUUCAGUGCCACACCAAUCGCAUUGUCCGGUGACCUCACCAGCAAUCCGCCGACGUAUACCGUGGGUAAGAUCCAUGAUGCCUUGAUGCGGAUGGAUGAUAAAUACUUAAGAUCAGCCCUCGAUUACCUGGUGUUGCAGCCUGAUCUAACGGCGUUAAUACGGGGGGCCCACACGUUCCAAUGCCCUAAUAUCGGGAUCACGAGCUGGGCUAAACUGCCGAUAUAUGAUGCGGAUUUUGGGUGGGGCCGGCCGAUAUUUAUGUGCCCCGGUAAAGUCCCUUACGAGGGUUUGGCGUACGUGCUACCAAGCGCAACCAAAGAUGGAAGCCUGUCGCUGGCCAUUUGUUUGCGAUCGGAGCACAUGAAGGUCUUCCAGAAGCUUCUCUAUGAGCUCUGAGUUUUAAAGAGAUGGUCGGUCUGACCCGGUCCGAUCAAGAUACGUUUUAAUCAAAUGGGGGAUAUUUCGGUUUGUCUAGUGUACUUAUAUUUCAUGCAAUUUGUUUCACACUUAUGACUCCCUUCUUCCUUUGAUAAAUUUAAAUUGAGCCCCGACUUGGGCCAUUUUGCA